UCUACAGUUUUUAAAAUGAUCAAAAACAAGAGGUUGAAUUGUGUGCAAAGCCAAUCCUGGCACAGGGUUAUCGCAGGGAAAGAUUCCGCUUCCUCCGCCCCGCUCGGCUUGCUCAUCCACGGCACAGGAGGGCGCUGCGAGGGGAGGUUCCCACUCCUUUCUUCCCGACACCGCGCGAUUUGUAACUGGUGUCUUGGCGGGAUUGAGCUGCUGAUGCCCGUGGACAGAGGGAAGGAGCGGGUGGUGGCGCUGGUGGACAUGGAUUGCUUUUAUGUGCAGGUGGAACAGAAGACCAACCCUGAGCUGAGGGGCAAGCCCUGUGCUGUGGUCCAGUACAAAACUUGGCAAGGCGGUGGGAUUAUUGCUGUCAGCUAUGAAGCUCGGGCCUAUGGAGUGAAGAGAGGCAUGAGGGGGGUGGAAGCCACCAAGAAGUGCCCUGGCUUGUUGCUGGCUCGGAUCCCAGAGGCACAUGGCAAGGCUGACCUCAGCAAAUACCGCCAGGCCAGUGGAGAGGUGGUGGCAGUGAUGUCACGGUUUGCUGUGAUCGAGCGGGCCAGCAUCGACGAGGUUUACGCUGACCUGACCGCUGAAGCCCAGCGUCUCCUGCGGCAGCCGGGGGCGCUGAACCGGGUGGGGGCAGAGGCUCAACUCCGGAGCACCUUUGUGGAGGGGUUCCCCCGAGACAGGGGCACCUCAACGGAACAGGACGCAGGCCGCAACAGAGAGGAGGUGCGGCAGGAGGGCUUGCAGGCCUGGUUGGAUUUGCUGCCCUGGGACAUGGGCCAGAACAGCCUCGAGCUGCUGCUUACUGCUGGUGCAGUCAUUGUCGAGCGGAUGCGGGCAGCUGUGGAGGCAGAAACCGGAUACAGAUGCUCAGCUGGAAUCUCACACAACAAGGUUUUGGCCAAGCUAAGCUGUGGUGUGAACAAGCCAAACCGACAGACGCUGCUGCCCCUGGGCUCGGUGGACAAGCUCUUCGAUUCUCUGCCCAUCAGCAAGAUCCGUAACCUCGGUGGCAAGUUGGGAGACUCCAUCUCGCAGCUGCUGAACAUCGAGUACAUGGGGCAGCUCCGCGCCUUCCCUGAAGCACAGCUCCAAGCAAGGUUUGGGGAGAAAAUUGGGAGCUGGCUUUUUGACCUGUGCCGGGGACUCGACUUUGAACCGGUGAGGCCCCGACACCUCCCGAAAUCCAUCGGAUGCAGCAAGCAUUUUCUGGGCAAGGAGGCCCUUGGCACCUGUGAACAGGUACAAUAUUGGCUGCUGCAGUUGUCGACAGAGCUACAAGAGAGGCUGCAACAGGAUCAGCAACAGAACAGACGAGUGGCACGGCAACUGGCGGUGGGUGUGCAAAAUCUGGAUGGCAGCUUUCAAAGAUGCUGCCCCCUGUCUAGGCAGGAUGCCCCCACGAUCGCCCAGGACGCUCACCGACUCAUCAAGGUCUUUAACACAGCUGGGGCCCAGGGGGGAGUUUGGUCUCCAGCCGUGCUGGCUCUCAAUCUGUCUGCACGGAACUUCUUUCCUUCUCCAACAGCCUCCAGCCCCAGUAUCACCCACUUCCUGAACCGUUCCAAUCACCGGCCAGUGCCUGAGGUGCAAUCCCCAGCAACUGCCAAUCCAGGCAGCCCAGCCAAACACAGAGCCGGAACCAUCACUCACUUCUUUCAGCAGGCACUGCCCCAGCCCAUCCCCAACACUGACCCCACACCAGCCCGGCCCCAACCCUUCUCUAACCUCUCACCAUGCCCCAACAGUCAUGAUCUCAACCCCAAACACUCACCACUCCAGCCUCUGCCCCUCUCCAACCCUUCAACCUGCUCUGGCGCCUGCCACUCACCCACACCAUCCCAGAUUGGUGGGGACAGUGACCAUGUGAAGCCUGCACCGGCUGACCAACCCAGCACAUCGUUCUUCAAACGGAAAUCUCUUGACCAUUCACCUGUAAAGCCUCCAUCACAGACCCCCCAACAGCCCCUGAUCUCCCCAUCAGCCAGCAGCUUGCCCCCUGAAGCACUGGUGCACUGUAGGAGGUGUGGGAAGUCCACACUCCCUUGGGAAGUGGCAGAGCAUGAGGAUUUCCACUUUGCCCUCGAACUCCAGCAGUCCCUCGCAGCCUCCCCAUUCCCCUCAGCCCCUCGGACGCCCACCAGCCCCUCAGGUCAACUGAAGAAAGCCACUCCGCUGAGGCCUGCCAGGAAACGAGCCCGCACAGCCAUCAAGACAUUGGACUGGUAUUUUCGGAAAGCUCCAUCCUAGUACCUGUGGUUACAGAAAAAAAAGUUAUCAACCCUUCCCCUCUCCCCUUAAUCCCUCCCCCCUAACAUAUCCCUAUAGAAAAAAAAGAGAAGAAAAAAAGAAAGAAAGAAAGAAAGAAAGAGAAAGAAAGAAUGCCUGGAUAUCGGAAGAUCCCCACAUGCUCCAUGGAGUUCAUAAUAGCUUUAAUAUGUAUAUUUAUUUAUUUCCCCUGAUAACCAAUAAUUUUAUCUUCAGAGCACCUAUAUAUUUAAUCCUAUCUUUUGUAAAUAAGGGCACCAAAUUUUCAAAAAUAUUUCAUAUUUAUCUCUUAAAUUAUAAGUAAUUUUUUCAAAUGGAAUGCAGCUAAAAACUUCAUUCUUUCAACGAUCUAUACUUAAGUAUGAAUCCGAUUUCCAAGUAACUGCAGUAGCCUUUUUGGCUACUGCCAAUGCAAUUUUUAUGAAUUCUUUCUGAUAUUUAUUCAAUUUGGAUUUUGAUUUUAUCCUUUAAAUAUCACCUAGUAAAAAUAAUGUUGGAUUAUGUGGAAGUUGUAUUCCAAUAAUUUGUUCCAGUAAAACUCUUAAAUUUGUCCAAAAAGAUUGAAUUUUAAAACAAGAUCAAGUAGAGUGUAAAAAAGUACCAGUUUCUUGAUUACAUCAAAAACAUUGAUCAGAUAAAUUUGCGUUUAAUCUAUUUAUUUUUUGUGGUGUAAUAUAUAAUUGAUGUAAAAAGUUAAUUGUACUAAUCUUAGUCGAACAUUUAUUGUAUUUGUCAUACUGUCAAGACAUAAUCUUGACCAACUUGUUUCAUCAAUUUUAAUCUUCAAAUCAGUUUCCCAUUUUUGUCUUGACUUAUGAAUUCCCUGCUUAAUUGCCUGUUUUUGAAUCAAAUUAUACAUACCAGAAAUUUUUUUUUAAAUUUUCCUUUAUGAAUUAAAGUUUCUAUUUCAUUAGGUUUCAGCAAUUACAUUGUUUGACCCAGUUUAUCUCCUAAAUAAGCGCUUAAUUGGAAAUAACAGAAAAGAGUGUUAUUUGAUAUUUUGUAUUUAUUCUUUAAUUGGUCAAAUGACAUUAAUAUACCUCCUUCGAAACAGUCUCCUAUAUAUAUAAAAUCCCUUUGUGAAACCAAUUAUAUAAAAGUUGAUUAUCCAUUGUAAAAGGAAUAAGUUAAAGGUCUCUUUGCUAAUAAAGAUUUAUCUCAUCAUCAACAUUUAUCUUAUUCCAUAAAUCAAUCAAAUGUUUUAGUAUAGGAGAUUCUUUCUUUUCCCGUAUCCAUUUAGAUUCCCAUUUAUAUAUAAAAUCUUCUGGUAUAUUUUCUCCUAUUUUAUCUAAUUCUAUUCUAAUCCAUGCUGGUUUAUCUUCAUCAAAAAAAGAUACAAUAAAUCUAAGUUGAUUUGCUUUGUAAUAAUUCUUAAAAUUUGGUAAUUGUAACCCUCCUAGGUCAAAUUUCCAUGUCAAUUUUUCCAACAAUAUUCUUGACAUCUUACCUUUCCAAAGGAAUUACACAUUUAUUUAACUCUUUUAAAAACUUCUGCGGUAAUUGUAUUGGUAGUGUUUGGAAUAAAUAUUGUAAUCUAGGGAAUAUAUUCAUUUUUACAGCAUUAGUAGGUAGAGUCAAUGUUAUUGGUAACAUCAUCCAUUUGUCAAGAUCCUCUUGAAUUUUUUUCAAUAUGGCAAAUAAUUUAGUUUAUAUAAAUUCUUUAUAUCAUCAUCAACUCUUAUACCUAGAUACUUUAUACCAUUUAUCGGCCAUCUAAAUUGAGUUAUUAAUCGACAUUGACUAUAAUCUCCUUUAGUAAGAGGUAGAAUUUCACUUUUAUCCCAAUUUAUUUUGUACCCUGAUAUUUUCCCAUAUUCUUCCAAUCUAGAAGGUAAUUUACACAACAAAUGCAAUGGGUUAGCUAGAUAAAUCAGAACGUCAUCAGCAAAUAAAUUAAUCUUUUAUUCCUCUUGAUUAACUCUGAAACCCAUAAUAUCUGAGUCAGUUUAAUUAAUUCAGCUAAUGGUUCUAUCGGCAACACAAAUAAAGCAGGUGAUAAUGGACAACCUUGUCUAGUUGACCUUGUUAACUGAAAUGAUGUUGAAAUUUGGCCAUUUGUCACCACUUUAGCUUUGGGGUUAGUAUUUAAGGUUUUAAUCCAUUUUAUAAAAGAUACUCCUAAUCCAUAUUUUUCCAAUACCCUAAAUAAAAAAACCCAUUCCAAUCUAUCAAAUGCUUUUUCUGCAUCCAAAGCAACUGCCACACUCAUUUCUUCCCUCUUUUGUGCCAAAUGAAUUAUGCUAAGUAACCGAGUUACAUUAUCUGUCGAUUGUCUAUUUUUAAUAAAUCCUGCUUGGUCCAUGUGUAUUAAUUUUGGUAAGUAUUUAGAUAAUCUAUUAGAUAAAAUCUUUGCUAUUAUUUUAUAGUUCAUGUUCAACAAAGAAAUAGGUCUAUAUGAUGUUGGCUUUAAAAGAUCUCUGUCUUUUUUUGGCAAUACUAUUAAAAUAGCCGUCGAAAAAGAUUCUGGAAGUUUAUGUGUUCUUUCCGCUUGGUGUAUUAGCUCCAUAAAAGGAGGAAUUAAUAAAUCUUU
This is a messenger RNA of Hypanus sabinus (Atlantic stingray), 4801 nucleotides long. It is a transcript of the gene polh, whose product is annotated as polymerase (DNA directed), eta. The coding region runs from base 16 to 2253 and encodes 745 amino acids. Gene Ontology annotation, biological process: response to radiation; error-prone translesion synthesis. The transcript has 12 exons. Gene Ontology annotation, cellular component: site of double-strand break; replication fork; nucleus. Lineage: Eukaryota; Metazoa; Chordata; Chondrichthyes; Myliobatiformes; Dasyatidae. The record is from RefSeq and is a predicted model, not a curated record. Gene Ontology annotation, molecular function: DNA-directed DNA polymerase activity; damaged DNA binding.